Messenger RNA from Perkinsus marinus ATCC 50983, 948 nucleotides. RefSeq lists its product as hypothetical. Gene Ontology annotation, biological process: double-strand break repair via homologous recombination; peptidyl-serine dephosphorylation. Gene Ontology annotation, cellular component: cytoplasm; nucleus. Bases 28 to 948 code for a protein of 306 amino acids. The record is from RefSeq and is a predicted model, not a curated record. The transcript is spliced from 9 exons. Lineage: Eukaryota; Perkinsozoa; Perkinsida; Perkinsidae. Gene Ontology annotation, molecular function: protein serine/threonine phosphatase activity.
AGCUUUUGGUGAGGUCGGACGUCUAUUAUGAACACCUCCCAGCUGGAUCAGCAAAUCGCCCGGCUCCGGAAGUGUGAGACUCUACCGGCAGACCAAGUCAAAGAACUGUGUUCCCUAUGUCGUGAUAUACUGAUCGAGGAAGAUAAUAUUCAACGGGUAGACUCCCCUGUAGUUAUUUGUGGAGAUAUCCAUGGACAGUUCUAUGAUCUUAUGGAGCUCUUCAAGGUUGGAGGGGAAUGCCCCGAAACGAACUACCUGUUUUUGGGCGACUACGUUGAUAGAGGCUUCUACUCUGUCGAGACGCUUCUACUCCUCAUUGCUUUGAAAGUGAGGUAUCCCGAUCGGAUAACCCUCAUCAGAGGUAAUCACGAGUCGCGGCAAAUCACCCAGGUCUACGGCUUCUAUGAUGAAUGUGUUCGCAAGUUCGGCAAUGUUAACGUAUGGAGGUGCUGCACGGACCUAUUCGAUUACAUGGCCCUCAGUGCUAUCAUCGAUAAUAAAGUUUUCGCGGUUCACGGUGGUCUCAGUCCGGCGCUGCACACUAUGGACGAAAUUCGUUUGAUUGACAGGAAGCAGGAGGUUCCCCAUGAAGGGGCGAUGUCGGACAUUAUGUGGUCGGAUCCAGAUGAGAUCAACGGCUGGGCUGAGUCCCCCAGAGGGGCCGGUUGGUUGUUCGGUGGGGACAUCGUCAAGCAGUGGAAUCAUACUAACUCUGUGACUCUUAUUGCGAGGGCACAUCAAUUGGUCAUGGAGGGUUACAAGAUGAUGUUUGAUGAUCAACUCUGCACAGUUUGGAGUGCGCCAAACUACUGCUACAGGUGUGGUAAUAUUGCAAGUGUGUUAUGCCUAGACGAGCAACUGAAGAUGGACUUCCGUACUUUCCAUGCGGCCCCAGCUGAGGAGAGAGCCCUUCCAGCAAGGAAACCAAUGCCUGACUACUUCCUGUAA